Molecule: messenger RNA, 2448 nt
Organism: Dendroctonus ponderosae (mountain pine beetle)
Lineage: Eukaryota; Metazoa; Arthropoda; Insecta; Coleoptera; Curculionidae
Product: paraplegin-like
Exons: 14
Coding region: 96-2414 (772 amino acids)
Biological process (GO): mitochondrial protein processing; protein-containing complex assembly
Cellular component (GO): membrane; m-AAA complex
Molecular function (GO): metalloendopeptidase activity; ATP binding; ATP hydrolysis activity
Source: RefSeq, a predicted model, not a curated record
GUCCGCAUCAGAUCAGAUGCUGUCAAACUCGACGACAUAACCCCAGAUUGUUGGCAUAAAUCAUAAUAAUACCAAGAUGAAAAAUAGGCCCACAAAUGUUUAAAACAGUGGGAAAAACACGCUUACCUUUAGGGUUCCAAUGGGGUCGGCUGGCACUUAGAUGCAAAACUACCUCUAGUGUUUUGCGGACACCCAGUACAUUGGUUAACCGCAUUCAAAACUGCGGUUUGUCCGAUGCAGUUUUUCACAAGCAACUUAAGGUGAUUAACAAGGAAUAUUCAGCAGUGUGGGCUCUAUUGCGUCGAUCUGGGCUCAAAGAACUGUCCCAAUUGCGCCCAUAUUUGGGCGCCAGGCAUAUCAGCACGUCCUCGAGCCAAUCACAAAAACAAGGCCCAGUUGAUCCCGACCCAAAUAAGCCAGACAAGGAUGGUGAUGACAAAGAUAAGCUGUCCGCCUUAGUGGCAAAAGCCUUGAUCUGGAUGCUGACCACCUAUAUGGUCAUCGCUAUGAUUUCCUUGAUUUUUCCAAGUACAAAUCAGCCGGAGGUUGUGCGAUACGUUUCCUGGAAUGAGUUCCUCUAUCAAAUGCUGGCAAAAGGCGAAGUAGAACAAAUCAUUGUCAGGCCUGAUAUUGAUAUUGUGACCAUCAUUUUGAAAGAAGACGCGAUUAUCAAGGGGAAAAAAACUGACCUACGCACAUACCACAUGAACAUUGCGGACGUAGAAAAAUUCGAGAAUAAGCUCAGAGAAGCGGAGAGAAGACUGGGAAUUAAGGAUGGGGUACCCGUUACAUAUGAACGCGGUAGCGAUUCAGCCGGCAAAUUGCUCAUAUCGCUAAUGUUUGUCGCGCUCCUAGUAUGGUUUUUAGCUAAGAACAAAGGUAUUAAGACGCCGCUUAAUAUGGACGUUUUUAACCAAAUGACCAGGGCGAAAUUCACGUUAGUCGAUCCUUUAAUGGGACAAGGAAAGGGUGUCCAUUUUAGCGACGUUGCUGGCUUGAGGGAAGCUAAGCAGGAAGUCAAGGAAUUUGUCGAUUACCUAAAGCGGCCGGAACAUUACAAGGCCUUGGGCGCCAAAGUACCCAAGGGCGCCUUAUUGCUAGGACCGCCUGGAUGUGGCAAAACGCUUCUAGCCAAAGCCGUGGCCACCGAGGCAAAUGUGCCAUUUUUAUCCAUGAACGGGUCAGAAUUUAUUGAAAUGAUCGGCGGGUUGGGUGCCGCUAGAGUGAGGGACUUAUUUAAAGAGGCACGAAAGCGAGCACCCUGUAUCAUCUACAUUGAUGAAAUUGACGCUGUGGGUAGGAAAAGAAGCGGCAGUUUGGGCGCGGGUGCAAGCGGAGAAAGUGAACAAACGCUCAACCAACUGCUAGUGGAAAUGGAUGGAAUGGCUAGCAAAGAAAAUGUGAUCAUGCUGGCGUCUACCAACAGGGCCGAUAUUCUUGAUAAGGCAUUAUUGCGACCUGGUAGGUUUGACCGUCACAUUUUAAUCGACUAUCCAGACCUAAUAGAACGCAAGGAAAUUUUCGAGCAGCACCUUAAAGUGAUUGCUCUGGAGAAUCCGCCUGAGACCUACUCAAAAAGAUUAGCAUUUUUAACUCCCGGAUUCAGUGGCGCUGACAUUGCAAACGUUUGCAACGAAGCUGCUUUGCACGCAGCUAGACAGAAGCAACAUAAAGUAACCGGCAACGACUUGGAAUACGCCGUGGAAAGACUGGUUGGUGGCACUGAAAAGCGUAGCCAUUCUAUGUCUCCACAGGAAAAAAGUAUCGUGGCUUAUCACGAAUCGGGCCAUGCACUUGUGGGCUGGAUGCUCGAGCAUACCGAUGCCCUUCUAAAAGUCACUAUAGUGCCCAGAACGAAUUUAGCUUUGGGCUUCGCUCAAUAUAUCCCCAAAGAUCAGAAAUUACACACCAAAGAAGAGCUGUUCGACCGAAUGUGCAUGGCCUUAGGCGGUAGGGUUGCGGAAUCGAUUGUAUUCAAUAGAAUCACCACAGGGGCACAAAAUGAUCUAGACAAAGUAACCAAAAUGGCAUACGCAAAUGUUAAAGAGUACGGCAUGAAUGAAACGGUCGGCCUAGUGAGUUUUCCUGAACAAGAAACGAAGGAAUUGGGCGCAAGACCAUACAGCAAAAAAUUUGCGAAUAUCAUCGACCACGAAGCGCGAAAACUUGUAGGCGAAGCCUACAGAUACACCGAAGGAGUAUUGAAAAAAAACAGAGAUAAGCUGGAAAUGCUCGCGCAAAAUUUAAUCAACAAGGAAACUCUGAAUUAUGACGACGUGGAGAAGCUGCUGGGACCUCCACCAUAUGGCAAGAAAAAGCUAAUCGAUCCGGCGGAUUUCGAAGAGAAUAUCCGAAAAGAUGCGGGCGAUGCGGUUAAAGAAACAGCCGAAGCUUCAAAACCUGUUGCAUCCUAGUGUAGCUUUUGUAGAUAUAUGUGUUGCUAAAUAA